Messenger RNA from Trichechus manatus latirostris (Florida manatee), 5715 nucleotides. RefSeq names its product sorting nexin family member 30 (gene SNX30). Gene Ontology annotation, cellular component: early endosome; phagophore assembly site. NCBI's taxonomy places the organism in Eukaryota, Metazoa, Chordata, Mammalia, Sirenia, Trichechidae. Gene Ontology annotation, molecular function: phosphatidylinositol binding. Gene Ontology annotation, biological process: endocytic recycling; autophagy of mitochondrion; piecemeal microautophagy of the nucleus. The record is from RefSeq and is a predicted model, not a curated record. The coding region runs from base 213 to 1526 and encodes 437 amino acids. The transcript has 9 exons.
AACUGGGACGCGCGGCGCAGAGCAGCCCAGCCCAGCCCAGCCCUGGCGGCGGAGACCAGCCGGCGGGAGGCGGUGGCUGCUCUUACCCGGGCCGGUGCAGGGCCUCCGACCUAGCCGCGGCCGAGCGGGGCCUCGGUCCGGGGCGCUGGGGUAGCCCGCCGCGGCGGACAGCAGGAGGAAGCGGCGGCCGCGCGUCCCGAGCGGUGCGCGCCAUGUCGGGCGGGCCCCCCAAGGCCCUGCCGUCCACGGGGCCCCACUCCCUGCGCGACAUGCCGCACCCGCUGGCCGGCUCCAGCAGCGAGGAGGCCGUGGGCGGCGACAGCACGCCCAGCCCGGACCUGCUGAUGACUCGCAGCUUCGGCGACAAGGAUCUCAUUUUGCCCAAUGGUGGUACUCCAGCAGGCACUUCAAGUCCAGCUUCUUCAUCUUCCCUUCUUAACAGACUUCAGCUUGAUGAUGACAUUGAUGGUGAGACCAGAGAUCUCUUUGUCACAGUUGAUGAUCCCAAGAAGCAUGUGUGUACGAUGGAGACCUACAUCACAUAUAGGAUUACCACCAAAAGUACUCGGGUGGAGUUUGACCUGCCAGAAUAUUCUGUUCGUCGAAGAUACCAGGAUUUUGACUGGUUGAGGAACAAACUGGAAGAAUCCCAGCCCACUCAUCUCAUUCCCCCGCUUCCUGAGAAGUUUGUGGUGAAAGGUGUUGUGGAUCGUUUUUCAGAAGAGUUUGUGGAGACCAGAAGAAAAGCUUUGGAUAAAUUCCUAAAAAGAAUCACGGAUCAUCCUGUGCUCUCCUUCAAUGAACACUUUAAUGUUUUCCUCACUGCUAAGGACCUGAAUGCCUACAAGAAGCAAGGAAUGGCACUGCUGACCAGAGUGGGCGAGUCAGUAAAGCAUGUCACCGGAGGCUACAAGCUGAGGAGUCGGCCUCUUGAGUUUGCAGCCAUAGGCGAAUACUUAGAUACGUUUGCACUCAAACUAGGAACCAUUGAUCGGAUAGCCCAGCGAAUCAUCAAAGAAGAAAUAGAGUACCUUGUGGAGCUGAGAGAAUAUGGGCCUGUGUACUCCACCUGGAGUGCGUUAGAGGGUGAGCUGGCCGAACCCCUGGAGGGUGUGUCAGCCUGUAUUGGGAACUGCUCUACAGCCUUGGAAGAGCUGACUGAUGACAUGACAGAAGACUUUCUGCCUGUGCUCAGGGAAUAUAUUUUAUACUCUGACUCCAUGAAGAGUGUAUUGAAGAAGAGAGAUCAAGUGCAAGCAGAAUACGAAACCAAACUGGAAGCUGUGGCUCUGAGGAAGGAAGACCGACCCAAGGUGCCAGCAGACGUUGAGAAAUGUCAGGAUCGGAUGGAGUGUUUCAAUGCUGAUCUGAAAGCUGACAUGGAGAGGUGGCAGAACAAUAAGAGGCAGGACUUCCGCCAGCUGCUUAUGGGAAUGGCUGACAAGAACAUCCAAUAUUAUGAAAAGUGCCUCACGGCGUGGGAGUCGAUUAUUCCACUUCUGCAGGAGAAACAAGAGGCCAAAUAAGUUCCUUUUUGGGACAGAGACUCUCCUACCUACACAGGGCCUGGCUGCCCGUACCAGAAUGUCCCUGCAGUGCCAGAGAGGCGGCGUUGGGAAAACAACCACAGAAACAUCUCUCCUGUGUGCAUUUCAUCCCCUUUCCUCCCUUGUCCCAAAGUCAUUUUUAAUUAAUAUUUAUUCCUUAGUGGAGUCUCUGAGGCUACUAUCAUCUCUCAGCAAAAGCAGCAUACCUCUGUGUUAUGAAGGAACCUAUUAAAUGGAACACUAAGAUUUGAAACUGAGGGACAUUCUGACAUCUCAUUACAGUUUUCCUUUGGGGCAGCUGAGUUGCCUAUUGAAGGAGAGAAUCCAGGUCCUGUUUUUCAAGGAUGUGAGGGAGGUAUGAAUACAGGGCAGCUGUUGCUUCCUAUGGGUACACAGUGGCUCUGGAAUAGGCCUCAGUGGGCACUGACUUGUCUCAGCCUAGAAGGAGGUAUUGGCACGUCCGUGGAAAGUCCUUAAUGUACGGUGGCCUGUAGCCGUGAGUGUCGCCUGCUACUUGCUUAUGAUGAGUGGCACCUGUUUAUUGUUUCUGGUUCAUGACUUAAAUCAGCGCAGAGUCUAUAUGUGUCCAUGCUUGAACAAGCAAGCCGGCAUCUUUAUCCUUAUGCGAUGCAUUGGGAAGCUAAGGGGACUGCUCCCUGAACUUGUUUCUGACACGAGAAUGCAGUCGAUUAGAAACUGUCUUUGUGUAAAAUGGAAAGAAAAAAAAAAGUGCGUCUUUCUCUGUGAAGUUCUUAAAUGUUUUUCUGUUGCUUGUUAAAUGUCAUCAGAGCAGGGAUUAGACCUGUUGGCGGUGUCUGUUGUCUUGAAGUCAGAGUAGUUCCCCGAUGAUUGAUAGCAGUGGACAUUCCAAGCCACCUCCAGUGUCUACUUCGUGCAGUUUGCCUUUAUCUCACCCAAAAUACCUACUUUAAUAUUUCCCACUAUGUCCACUGAAUGUUUGGACAACUUUUUGGUGAGAGGCUGGGAUGUUGUAUUGUUAUGACACAGUCUAAAUUUGUAAACUAAAUGUGAAUGUUCUACAUGAAGUGCUUUAACCCUUAAUAUUUCCUAGUGAGGAAGAAAAAUCAGUACCUGGACAAGCCUCUAAGACAACAUGUAUAACAGGGAACUCUUGGCUUCUAGCUUGGCUAAAAUCUCCUCAAUUGCAGCCAAAUUCCUAGAGACUCCUGGCUGUGUCUAAAGUUUUCACUUCAAAGUAUUACCAGGUUUACUUUUCAAAUCAACAUAAAACAAACAGAUGAAAAGGUUCUAUCUUCCAACUCUUUUUUUUUUCUCCUGAAAUGAAGCUGUGUACAUCAUGUUUGUGUUAUUUCAUCUCUGGCUCAUGCCUGUAAGAUUUUAAAUCUGAACCUCAAAUAAGUGGUAAUAUUUUUUUUUUUCCUAAAUGAAACAGCUGUGCUGAGAUGCUGCUUCAUACACAAGGUGACGUGCACAUACCGGUCAACAUGCAGCAUGUUGAAGUCUCUGGAUUCUUCUGACUGCAGAGUUGACUUUGUAUCAGCCACACUGGGAUGCUGUUGAGGCAGCAGUUGGACGAUCCAGAACACUUGGAUUCUAUUUCAUCAUGUCUGAAAAGUCCCAGUUUAAAUUAUAAUUUUCAUAUCUCUUGGUACUUGCCUGUGCUGUUAGACCUCAUUUGUGCCAGCCUAAAGUCCUCUGAUGUGAAUUUGCAGUUUGGCACACUUAGAAGUGAUUCAUUGGAGUGAAAGGAUAAGAACAAUCCAACUACCCCUCGUGGUGAUUCAGCAUUUCAUUCUACCUCUCAACCCAUCCUGUUGGUGUGGAUAUGGGUUUCCGGGUCUGGUCUGACAGGUUGCUGGUAGAAUCGUUGUGCGUAUCUGGUGAUAAUUGUCAGAAGACACCACGCUGGCCCAGCUGCAAAUGCUCACCUUUGGAGAUGUCUGAAGCUGUGCCUUGUGGAACGUGUGCUUUAAAAAUGUUGCCCAGUGUAAUGAACACUAGAAAGAACUGUGGAAAGACUAAAAACUAGAAUCUGACUACCUGCUAGUUGCCAAAGCCCAGGAACAUUUGUCUGUAAUGGCUACUUGGGAAGGAAGGCAGCCCUUCAAAAAAAAAAAAAAUCAUCUAGUCCUUCCCUGAGAAGAGAUGUGGGGGAGGCAGUGGGGUGCAAAGCCAUGCCCCUGUCAUUAUUUGAGGCAGGGAACUGAAGGGACUCAAGCACCUUGGAAUUUUGUCUUCUCUUUGUUCGGGGCCCCAUGUGGUAUUCCUGUGCUUUGAGACAUGAGAAAGAGCUGAAACAAGGCAAAUCUUUUGUCCCCCAGGCUAGCCAUUGAGAGCAGAGCCAGGAAAACUAGUGCACAUUACUGACUUCCUUGGAGAAAUGGUCUUUCCAGAGAAGGGACCCUUGUCCCUUUCUUUAGGCUGGUAUCAAUGAGGUGAGGAGGCUGGCCCUGAAGGAAGGGGACAGUAGACAGGGAAGGAGGCUCUCCAGCCCUUUGCACUCCCACAGCUCUCUUGGGCUCUCGAGGGUCGGCGGUUCCAAGCAUUUGCCUCUUCAUCUUGAUCAGCACAAAUGUGAUUCCUUUUAUGAAGUGUAACUCGGAGACUUCUGUGCCAAAGACUGCUUUGUGGAGUUUUGUUGCCCCAUCCUUAGCUCCAUAAGGUCGUUGUCCUGAGAUCACAGACUCCUGUCUUAUAUUUAGUUUCCAGGAGUUUUGUGCUUGAGGGCAUGCCUUACCUCUAGACAGACAGACAGGUUUUUGAGGCUUGAGGAGAUUGCUGAGGAAUGGAAUAUUGUCCCUGGCAACUGCUUUCGGCCUGGGAGACGAAAGGUUUCAUUCACCACAGAUUAAAAAUCCAGGUGAAGGUGGAAGAGGGAAUUCCUAAAAACAGCAGAUUUUAGAGAUGUAAGUGAUGUUUAAGAGAGGGAUUCAUAGCAGUUAUGAAGGUUCCUUGUCAAUGCGGUGGAUCUAUAAGAAGAUUCUAAGUUACUGUGUCCUAAGCAAGGAAUCAUUGCUUCUAAAUGAGGAGGGAACACACUACACAGCCAGGUUGGGGUUGGGUUUAUCCUUUAAUAAGGCAUUAAUAAUGAUCCCUGGUGACUUAAAUAAGUGUGAUUAUGGAGGUGAUUGUCUCAGUAUCUCACCAUGCUGCUUGUUGAACUCACCAGGCACCUUUCUUUAGCUGAAAUAACAAAAACCAGCAUGACUCUGGGGACCAUGGUGAAUGUAAGAUAAGUUUGUUUUCAUGCCAAAUUUCAGCCACACUCAGUGUAUUCUGGAUGUUGAAGUGAAUGUGUUCCAGCAUUUUCUUAGUCGCCACGCCGCAUGAGGCAAUUAAAUGCACACCUGCUGCUCGUUUCUUGUGAGGCUGCCUCUUGUGAUGGGACAGUAGGAAGCUCUUCCUUAGAGGAGGGCAUGAUGGCCAUGUGGUAGUCUGCAAGGGGAGUUUCUAGCCUGGGAAGGUACUGGCUCAAGGAUUGCCCAGAGCUUAUGUGACUUGCUCCUGCCAUGGAUAGCAUUGAAAUCACAGGCACCUGCUCUGUUCUGAUGCCGUUCACUGGAUUGCAGAAUAGUCAUUCUCAUGCAUUCUGCUCUGAGCUGAUGAAAGAGGAGGGAAAAUGAGGUCAAGAGCAACCUCCUAGGUCUGUGUUGGCCCCAUCUGUUUGAGGCUUAAGGGGAUUUGGGGUAGUACAGGGACCUACUUUGGUUCAAUAGGGUUGCUGGCUACCCUAAAGGGUGCAUCCUCUCAGAAGAUGGGCUGUCUGUUGUCAGGGCAGGGCACGGCACACCAAUCCCAGACCCCGCUUUCCCAGACACCUACUUAAGGGCCUAUGGAAACUGGGUAAUAUAACUGUAUGCUGGGGCAAAACUGCUUUGGCUGUCCUCAUUUACAAAAUUAUGCUGGGAAUUUGGGUUGGCCUUCUUGUUUUCAAAAGUCCUCAAGAUAACAGAUUGAACAUGCCCGCUCACUUACAUUUUCUCUAUUCAGACAGCAGGUGGCAUUUACCAGUAAAUUUGAGGAAAAUGUCAUCUCCUGGGCCAAACUUACAGAUUGAGCUAGGUGUGUUAGAGUUGUUCUCUUUCUUGUGGUUUAGUUCAGUGAGGAAACUAGGAGCCUGAUUUCUUACCAACCCACCCAACAGUUUGUCACCAUUUGUUUCACUAUUGUCUGGUCCUCCCCAGAG